Molecule: messenger RNA, 2603 nt
Organism: Ipomoea nil (Japanese morning glory)
Lineage: Eukaryota; Viridiplantae; Streptophyta; Magnoliopsida; Solanales; Convolvulaceae
Product: WD repeat-containing protein 44-like
Exons: 8
Coding region: 1-2412 (803 amino acids)
Molecular function (GO): protein binding
Source: RefSeq, a predicted model, not a curated record
AUGGAGCGGAAGAGGACGGUGAAGCUGAACUGGAAUAGUAUCGGACGAUUGGACGACGACGAUCAAUUCUUCGAGCCCCCGAUCGAUUUAGUGGGUUUCGAUUCCGACGACAGCAGCAGCGACGAUGAGUUUGAGGAUAGCCGCCUGUCCCUCUCCGAGGCCGCAUUCGCCAACAGCUUCCGUGCGAGCAUUGCGAUUGCGGAGAAUCAUUAUGCCCAGAAAUCUGCGUCUAUCAUGGAAGAUUACAGCAUGUGGAUGGCGGAUCCCGGCGAUAUCAAGGAGCGGCGGAAACGCCUUCACCAAGGCAUGGGGUUGGUGAGCAACAGGGAUCUUCUCAGCAAGGUCACGAGCUCCAAGUUCGCAAGGGCUAUUUCAAGAAAGCCCCCUGAAAUGGGGAAGAAAGAUAAGUUGUUGUCGAAAAAAGAAGAAUCCUUCAAGGAGGAGAACGAAGACGAUGCGGCGGCGGCUUUCCCAUUUAUGCUGGUCCGGUCAAGAUCAGAAGGCGAUAUACAUUCUUUCUCUGCAAACACCAAGAAGAGAAAAGAAGAAAUGCUUGGCCCAGGGGUAUCAAAACACCGUCUAAUAAGAACAGUAUCCGAGCUAACACCUUACAGAACAGGAAAUAAACAAUUCACCGGCCCAGUGAUCGUUAAACGAAAGAAACGCAAAAAGAGAAGAACCAAGACCGCUAGUAUGACAGAUGAGUGUAUAGGGUCCUUUUUCUUGAUAAAGAAUCUGGACACAGGGAAAGAGUUCAUUGUAAAAGAGUGCAACGAAAAGGGGAUGUGGAACAAGCUGAGUGAUCUCCAGACCGGGAAGCAGUUAACCAUGGAGGAAUUCGAGAAGCAUGUGGGGUAUUCCCGGAUGGUUAAGGAGCUAAUGCACAGAGCCCAUGGGAGACCAGACAGUAAGAUGAACUCUUAUAUCAGCAAGAGUGUGAGAUACAGCAAGAAAACCAGUGUGGCUCUGAUGAAGAACAUAAAGGAUGUGGCGAAUGACGUGGCGCAUUCGAUGAGUUUGAAGAUCACAGAUCCCACUGUGCCUCCUGAUCAGAAACCCAAGCCGACGAAGAACCCGCAGUCCUCGUCGGAGUGGAUUAAAGUGCAGCAGCAGGGGAAAACCCUCAAGGAGUUUACAGGGCUGCAGAUGUGCCAGGAAAUCCAGGCUCAUGAGGGCUCCAUUUGGACCAUUAAGUUCAGUGGGGAUGCUCGUUACCUAGCAAGUGCUGGGGAGGAUAAAGUGAUUCACAUAUGGGAAGUUCAAGAUGUUGAGGUUAUUAAAGACGAACAAGGCAAGGCCAAGGCCCCCACUACUAAAAAGAAGGACACUUCUGUUCCAGAAUAUGUGAGCAUGCCGGAUUCUGUGUUUGCUUUCUCAGAGAGGCCAUUAUGCACUCUCACAGGCCACCAGGAUGAAGUCUUGGACCUGUCUUGGUCAAAAUCUGAGUUCCUACUUUCUUCUUCCAUGGACAAAACCGUUAGGCUUUGGAACAUAGAAGGCCAGAACUGUGUGAAAAUGUUUGCACACAAUGACUAUGUUACUUGCGUACAGUUCAAUCCCAAAGAUGAAGACCACUUCAUCAGCGGAUCACUAGAUGCAAAGGUUCGGAUUUGGAACGUGCCAGAUCGAAAAGUUGUAGACUGGAUUGAUCAGAAAGAUAUGGUCAGUGCCCUUUGCUAUGCUCCUGAUGGAGAGGCUGUCAUAAUUGGUUUACAAAAAGGCAUCUGUCGGGUGUAUAAAACCACUGAUUGCAAACUUGAAGAAGAAGAUCAGUUUGAUGUUGAACCAAAGAAGAAACCCCCGAAUAAAAAGAUCACUGGUUUUCAGUUUUAUGGAACAGAUCCAGCGGAACUGCUAAUAACCUCUGCCGAUUCUUACAUCCGUAUCCACGAUGGAACCAAUUUCACCCAAAAAUAUAAAGGUUUCAAAAUCACAACCAGCCAAUUUUCAGCUACUUACGGGCAAGAUGGAAAGUACGUGGUGUGUGCAAGUGAAGAUUCUCAGGUGUACGUGUGGAAGAGAGAAGAAGUGAAGAACGUAGGAGGGAAACCAAGAUACGUUAGCGUCCAAUCCCACGAAAACUUCCCAUGCAAAGACGUUUCGGUGGCGAUUUCAUGGCCCGGCAACGACACAAAGAAUAAUGAACAGCCAUCAUCAUCGCCUUCCAAGAAGCAACAAGAAGAAGAAUCAGCGCAACCCACAGAUACAGCAGAUCCACCCGGCGAAUCGCCUUCCCCGUCUCAGUCUCAUAAUCGGUCUACUUCCUGGAGUCCGCCGUCGUCUGAGGCUGCCGCGGCAACGGCAUGGGGGAUGGUGAUUGUGACGGCAAGUUCAGGGGGGGAGAUAAGGGUGUAUCAAAAUUUUGGGUUGCCUGUCAAAGUCAAGGGGCAGGCCAAUCUAUUCAUUGCAUAGUUUCUAUAUAAUGCAUUUCUGCAAUAGAUUUUGCUUUUUUGUUCUCGAAGGUUUAGAAAAACUAUGCUUUUGUAUGUAGGUAUGUAGAAUUUGUGUGUAUAUCAAUUUUGAGAAUAUAAUGUAACUCCUUAGGACAUGCUAAGUUGUCCAAUACACAGUAUAUAUGUAAUUGGACGACACUGAAUAGUGAA